UUAGUUUGCAGUAUCGCACAUUUUCAAGAUUCAAGGCCGUGCAUACUUCCUCCUUUCUUUAACUACCAAACAAAAGGUGCAAUGCUGGAGCUGGUCAUUUUUUAUAUCACAGAUAUUUAAGCAGGUCAUUUUUUAUGGCAAAAGUUGGCAAAAAACACAUCUUGAAUAGAUAUAAAAUAGGAAUAGGUAAUGAGGUGGAGAAUUAAAGCAGGAAAAAAUGUUUUAUUGAUUGGGGAAUGAAGGGGGAAUGGAUUUUUGGCCAGAAUUUCUUGCGAGUAGUUGGGGUAAGGAAUUUGUGGCUGGUGGAUUUGGAGGAAUAGCUGGUCUUGUUUCUGGUUAUCCACUCGACAGCAUUAGAGUUCGCCAGCAAAAUUCUAAGAGUGGCUCUGCUUUCAACGUUUUCCGGCAUGUAGUCGCCACGGAAGGUCUCUUGUCUCUCUACAGGGGCAUGGCUGCACCUCUAGCCUCCGUCACCUUUCAGAAUGCCAUGGUAUUUCAGAUCUAUGCAAUGCUAUCGCGAACAUUUGACAAAAAUAUCCCAGCAAGCGACCCACCCUCAUAUAAAGGAGUAGCUUUGGGUGGCACUGCAGCAGGAGCAAUUCAGAGCCUAAUUAUCAGCCCUGUAGAAUUAGUGAAAAUCCAACUUCAAUUGCAAAGCAAAACCAAGCAAUGCAGCAAUCAAACAACUAGUCUCCAUGGUCCAAUUGAUGUCACAAGAAGAAUAUUCAGACAGGAAGGUUGGAUAGGAAUCUAUCGUGGACUGACCGUUACUGUCCUCAGAGAUGCACACUCUCACGGUCUAUAUUUCUGGGUAUACGAAUACACUAAGGAGAAACUUCACCCUGGUUGUCGCAAGAACGGUCAAGAGAGCUUCCAAACAAUGCUCGCAGCGGGUGGUCUUGCAGGAGCUGUUAGCUGGAUAAGCUGUUAUCCCUUAGAUGUUGUUAAGACAAGACUCCAAGCUCAAUCACAGUCUAAAUCUGCAAAAUAUCGUGGUAUUGUUGAUUGUUUCAGGCGAAGUGUGAGAGAAGAGGGACACAGUGUGCUCUGGCGAGGUGUGGGAACUACAGUUGGCAGAGCAUUUCUAGUGAAUGGGGCUAUAUUCACUGCCUAUGAAACUGCCCUGAGGCUCCUUUGCAGUCACAAUGACAAUGAUCGAUGAACCAAACAGAAUUCUGCAUCAUGAACUUUGUACUGCUCACAUUACUUGGUCAGUUUUGAAAAAACAUAUAGGAAGGUGGAUAUAUAUAUGAAUCCAAAUAUGCCGAAUCAUUCAUGUUAUGAUCUUCUACAUCUCCCAUUCCGUCAUCUGACUUAUGUUCUUCAUGUAACAUUCACAUCGAAUGACUUUCGGAUAGAAAAUAGGAUUGAUCAAGUUCUAUUGAAUUUGACUCGUAAGUGAUCAUUUAUCAAAGAAUGACUAAUGCAGACUAAUACAUUACUAUAAAACAGGACUAAUGAACUCUUUAAAAAAAAAAAACUGCUAUCCAAAUGCAAGAAUUGACUGUAUUGAAUUUUGUCAUUUGUUGUCUCUAUAUUCAUCACUAACAAAUUGAC
Messenger RNA from Lycium ferocissimum, 1557 nucleotides. RefSeq names its product mitochondrial arginine transporter BAC2-like. The transcript is spliced from 2 exons. Gene Ontology annotation, biological process: transmembrane transport. Bases 248 to 1162 code for a protein of 304 amino acids. Lineage: Eukaryota; Viridiplantae; Streptophyta; Magnoliopsida; Solanales; Solanaceae. Gene Ontology annotation, molecular function: transmembrane transporter activity. The record is from RefSeq and is a predicted model, not a curated record.